Messenger RNA from Adineta ricciae, 363 nucleotides. The record is from the annotation of a GenBank genome assembly. Lineage: Eukaryota; Metazoa; Rotifera; Eurotatoria; Adinetida; Adinetidae.
AUGAGACCUUCAUCUGUACUUCUGAUCCUUGCCAGUGUCCUUUUGGUGCUCGUAUGCAAACUUACAUUGACAGAUGCUGCGGCACUUAUCAACGAUGCUUCUAUCCUUGAGAAUAGUGCAAGUAACGAAGAUUAUGCAUCUGUACGAAACAAGAAGGAUACAAGUGCAUUAGCAGCACAACAAGUGAUUCCAGCCCCAUUUCGUCGUCAUCACUUGAAAUUCGGUGUACUCGGCAAACGCUAUGCCUAUGGUUAUCUGGGCAAACGAAAUGAAGCAUCACAAGCAAACACGAAUUCCGAAGACUGGCUAGACAACUCGCGCGAACGACGUGCUGGCCGUCCACAAUACGGAAUGUUGGGUUAA